Messenger RNA from Nasonia vitripennis (jewel wasp), 1437 nucleotides. RefSeq lists its product as uncharacterized. The record is from RefSeq and is a predicted model, not a curated record. The coding region runs from base 272 to 1264 and encodes 330 amino acids. Lineage: Eukaryota; Metazoa; Arthropoda; Insecta; Hymenoptera; Pteromalidae. The transcript is spliced from 5 exons.
AGUGCACUGGCGAGCGUGAGAAUUGAGAUGCGUGAUCGAUGCGUCGUCGAGCUUUGCACAGUUAUUCUUACAGUUUUGCAAUGUUUUAAAACGUUCUAACACCAGCUGAAUAAAUCUUCCUCGCAUUGUUCGUCAGAUGCUUCGUUGACGACCUCGAGUAUAACCCUCGCCUCCGAUAGUGCCGUGCGGAAACACGCUAAAACACAAAGUACAGGUUAUGUUUAUUGUUUGCGACUGAAUCAAAACACUGCUCGGCGCGCGUGCGACGGCAAUGUCACUGAGAAGUGUCAAAGAAUUUUCAAAACUAGGAAUACGUCAGCAGAACAGACGCGUCAAGCAAUUGUUGGCGUCUCAAGUGAACAGUGCACAAAGACGAACAACAGUCAUGAACAAAUCAAGAAUAAGUGGCCCUUCGAUCAUCAGAAUCGUACCUGCUAGAACCAAAAAAGUGGAGCUAAGCAAACGCGAUGCCGAUACCGUUGUGGUAGGUAGAGCAGCAAAGAGUAUGAAAUUGGAGGAGGCUCCAUCGACCAGUGGUUCACAAGUACAAAGCUUGCCGCACAAAGAGGACCACAAGUACGAGGGUGAAGCGUUAGAACAGUACGAAGAAUAUGAAGUCCUCGAUGAAAAUAUAGAGUACUUGGAAGACGUUGGAGUGGAGACACCGAAACAAGUACUCGUUCCUGUUAAACAGUCUACUGAAAGCUGCUUCUCGACAAUACCUGAAACAAUUAACAAAGCUCACAGCCAGGAGUGUUGUUGCACUUGCAGAGAAACUCUCAACAUCAUUAUGAAGCAACAACAAGAAAUUUUGAAAUGUUUGAAGCAAAGCGAUCCAAGUAUAUUGCCAGUGGAUCGACUGUUAGACCUUUUGCCAACCAUGCCUUUCGACGAUGUCAAUGACUUUUUGGACUUUGACGAAUCACUGGCCAGCAAUGAAAAUGUACAGGACCAAUUUCUUAUAAAAAUAAGAAGACUACUCGUCAGCAAUGAGCAGAAGUCAAUCUCAAAUAUUAUGUCCAGUAUUUUAACAAACCAACUGUGUAGGAGUAUAUCUUGGACUGGAGUUAAAAAUUCCAUCACGUUUGGAACUAGCAACAUGGUUGGUUUGAUAGUUGACCUGGUACAACAUCACCAUAAUCUCGACAUAGACGUCAUCAAGUCGCGGAUAGCUGAGUGGCUCCGCAGGUGCGGAGACAGAAUAACGAAUGAAAUUCGAAAGAACAAAAAGAAAUUAGAGCAAAAUGCUAAGCCGCAAGUUUGAGAGGUUCACUCGCUGGAAAGUGUGUUAAAGUUUAGUUGUAAGAAAUUCUAUUUUCUCAAGAUAAGUACACCGACGCUAUUUAAAGAUGUAAAGUAACUAUAAGCAAAUCCUUUUUUUAUGGAAAGAACAGUCGUUUUUUAUUAACGAGAUUAAUAAAAAUCGUUAAAAAUACA